Messenger RNA from Labrus mixtus (cuckoo wrasse), 4970 nucleotides. It is a transcript of the gene sf3b1, whose product is annotated as splicing factor 3b, subunit 1. Gene Ontology annotation, cellular component: catalytic step 2 spliceosome; U2 snRNP; U2-type prespliceosome. Gene Ontology annotation, biological process: spliceosomal complex assembly. The record is from RefSeq and is a predicted model, not a curated record. Gene Ontology annotation, molecular function: mRNA binding. Lineage: Eukaryota; Metazoa; Chordata; Actinopteri; Labriformes; Labridae. The transcript is spliced from 21 exons. Bases 1058 to 4561 code for a protein of 1167 amino acids.
AUCAACGUCCACAUAAAUUGUAUCUUAAGUCUUGAAGACUGGGCGCCGUUAGAGCAAACAGACAACAAACAGGGCCAGUUAGUUUUAUCUCUCUCUCCAUUGAUAUCACAUCUUCACUCCCCCCGACAACGUGAGCUAAAGAUGACCUGAGUGUAUCAGGCCUGGUCUAGUUAGGGCUUAUCUGAAGCCUGCAUGUAGAGAGAGCUCUUUGUACAAAGUUGUUGUGUAAAUAUAUUUUUAUUUUACAACUCUCUCUGUAAAAUAGAAAUAUGUUAUCAAGAAAAAUUGUGUACAACAAUACCACAGGCCCAUACUAACUGUCCUUAAUUUCUCUCCUACAGCAGUACUGCUUUGCCAGUCCUGUACUGCACUCUGUUAAGGGUGCAGCAACUCAUCCUGUGUAGGUUAUGGGGAUCACAGAGAUCUGUGCACUUGUCAGUUUGGUCAGGGUCCACUGGCUGCUUGUUUGAGGGGAAUCAGAUGCAGCCCUGCUACAACAAACCUCAACCCCACCCCCUUAUAAGAGCCUGUAUUUAUUUGGCUUUAAAAUAAGUCAAAUUCACGAGGCAUUCACUUUGAAUAUUUACCUCCAAAUAUUUUCUCUACAUACUUUUUUUAAGCAUCUAGCUUUUCCCUGAAAGUCAAGAUCUAAACAUGAGAUGAUGGAAGAAUAAUAAUCAGCCUGGUUCUGGCAUCAUGUUAAAGAGAUAUAUCUUCAUUUAAAUGCCAAAUAUUUACUUUUGUAUUUUAGUAAUGUCAUUCUUAGCCUGGAAAUCUUGACUUUUAUUCUGAUCUGCUAGUGUAAAUACAGGGGGAGUCUAGACCACAGGGUCACAUAUUAUUGUUAUGUCCCAAGAAGAUGCUUCUGUUUUUUUUUUUUUUGAGUGCAAUGAAUCAAUGCAACACAGGUGGUAUACUGUUGUGUGUGAGUUCAAACCCUUUUCCAAAGUGUUACUAAUGGUAAAGAGAAAUUUUCUAGGCUUCUUUUCUGCCGGUUGAAGUCUGACUGCAGAUGGACCCUUGGCACUGAAAGUGGGGCAAAACGCCGGACCCCAAGAUGCAGAUCAGGUCGUACGUGGACGUCAUGUUGGAGCAAAACCUGUCCAAAGAGGAGAGGGAGAUUCGUCUGCAGCUGGCAGAGAAGGCCAAAUCUGGGGACCUGAAAGUGGUCAACGGUUCCGCUGCAAGCCAAGCUGCCGCAAAACGUAAGCGUCGCUGGGACCAGACAGCGGACCAAACCCCGACUAAUACUACACCUAAAAAGAUGUCCAGCUGGGACCAGGCAGACAACGCGUCUGAGACUCCAGGACACACCCCUGCACACACACCUUCAAACAGCCGAUGGGACGAAACCCCCGGCCGCGCUAAAGGCAGUGAAACCCCUGGAGCCACCCCGAGUACACGCAUGUGGGACCCCACCCCCAGCCACACACCUGCCGGUGCUGCCACUCCUGGCAGGGACACACCAGGCCAUGCUACACCCGGACACGGUGGAGCCACAGGAAGCGUCCGCAAGAACCGCUGGGAUGAGACACCAAAGACGGAAAGAGAGACCCCGGGACACGGGAGCGGCUGGGCUGAAACGCCACGCACGGACAGAGGAGACGAGUCGGUGGGCGAGACUCCGACUCCAGGGGCCAGUAAGAGAAAGUCUCGGUGGGAUGAAACUCCUGCGAGUCAGAUGGGAUCCUCAACGCCACUUAUGACCCCGGGAAAAACUCCGAUAGGAACGCCAGCUAUGAACAUGGCCACCCCAACACCAGGUCAUCUGAUGAGCAUGACCCCAGAGCAGCUGCAGGCGUGGAGGUGGGAGAGAGAAAUCGACGAGAGGAACCGCCCUCUCACAGACGAGGAGCUUGACGCCAUGUUUCCAGAGGGAUACAAGGUCUUGCCUCCACCCGCAGGCUACGUGCCGAUCCGAACUCCGGCUCGUAAGCUCUCAGCCACUCCCACUCCUAUCGGCGGCAUGACAGGCUUCCACAUGCAGGUCGAGGACCGCACCACCAAACAGAUGAACGACCAGCCUUCAGGAAACCUCCCCUUCCUCAAACCUGACGACAUCCAGUAUUUUGACAAGCUGUUGGUCGAGGUGGAUGAGUCCACGCUGAGCCCCGAGGAGCAGAAAGAGAGGAAGAUCAUGAAGCUGCUGCUGAAGAUAAAAAAUGGGACGCCACCCAUGAGGAAGGCUGCUCUGCGUCAAAUCACAGAUAAGGCUCGUGAGUUCGGAGCAGGACCCCUCUUCAACCAGAUCCUGCCUCUACUGAUGUCGCCAACUCUGGAGGACCAGGAGCGUCAUCUGCUGGUUAAAGUCAUUGACCGCAUUCUCUACAAACUGGACGACCUGGUUCGACCAUACGUACACAAGAUUCUGGUGGUGAUCGAGCCGCUGCUGAUCGAUGAGGACUACUACGCCCGAGUGGAAGGCAGAGAGAUCAUCUCUAACUUGGCAAAGGCUGCAGGUUUGGCUACAAUGAUCUCCACGAUGCGACCUGAUAUCGACAACAUGGACGAGUAUGUGAGAAACACCACAGCCCGAGCCUUUGCCGUGGUGGCGUCCGCUCUCGGUAUUCCCUCCCUCCUGCCUUUCCUCAAAGCAGUGUGCAAAAGUAAGAAGUCCUGGCAGGCUCGGCACACAGGCAUCAAGAUCGUGCAGCAGAUCGCCAUCCUGAUGGGCUGCGCCAUUCUGCCCCACCUCCGCAGCUUGGUGGAGAUUAUUGAACACGGUCUGGUGGACGAGCAGCAGAAGGUCAGGACCAUCAGCGCUCUGGCUAUAGCUGCUCUGGCCGAGGCUGCAACUCCGUACGGUAUCGAAUCCUUUGAUUCUGUCCUCAAGCCGCUGUGGAAGGGUAUCAGACAGCACAGAGGAAAGGGUCUGGCUGCUUUCCUGAAAGCUAUCGGCUACCUGAUCCCCCUGAUGGACGCCGAGUACGCAAACUACUACACCAGAGAGGUGAUGCUGAUCCUCAUCAGAGAGUUCCAGUCCCCCGACGAGGAGAUGAAGAAGAUUGUACUUAAGGUGGUGAAGCAGUGUUGUGGCACUGAUGGUGUUGAAGCAAACUACAUAAAGACUGAGAUCCUGCCCCCCUUCUUCAAGCACUUCUGGCAGCACAGGAUGGCUCUGGACAGACGCAACUACAGACAGUUGGUGGACACCACGGUCGAGCUGGCCAACAAGGUGGGAGCAGCAGAGAUCAUUUCUCGUAUCGUUGAUGACCUGAAAGAUGAGGCUGAGCAGUACAGAAAGAUGGUGAUGGAAACCAUUGAGAAAAUCAUGGGAAACCUGGGCGCAGCCGACAUCGACCACAAGCUGGAGGAGCAGCUGAUCGACGGUAUCCUGUAUGCCUUCCAGGAGCAGACGACAGAGGACUCUGUGAUGCUGAAUGGUUUCGGCACCGUGGUUAACGCCCUAGGGAAACGCGUGAAGCCCUACCUGCCUCAGAUCUGCGGUACAGUGCUGUGGCGUCUGAACAACAAGUCUGCUAAAGUCCGUCAGCAGGCCGCUGAUCUGAUCUCACGUACAGCCGUGGUCAUGAAGACCUGCCAGGAGGAAAAGCUGAUGGGUCACUUGGGUGUGGUGCUGUACGAGUACCUGGGAGAGGAAUACCCCGAGGUGCUGGGAAGCAUCCUUGGAGCGCUGAAGGCCAUCGUUAAUGUUAUUGGUAUGCACAAGAUGACUCCACCUAUCAAAGACCUGCUCCCUCGUCUGACCCCAAUCCUGAAGAACAGACACGAGAAAGUGCAGGAGAACUGUAUCGACCUGGUGGGCAGGAUAGCCGACAGGGGUGCUGAGUACGUGUCGGCCAGAGAGUGGAUGAGGAUUUGUUUUGAACUGCUGGAGCUGCUGAAGGCUCACAAAAAGGCGAUCCGCAGAGCUACUGUCAACACAUUUGGUUACAUCGCCAAAGCCAUUGGCCCUCACGAUGUCUUAGCCACGCUUCUCAAUAAUCUGAAAGUCCAGGAGCGUCAGAACAGAGUCUGUACCACCGUGGCCAUCGCCAUCGUCGCUGAGACUUGCUCGCCGUUCACAGUGCUGCCGGCACUCAUGAACGAAUACCGUGUCCCAGAACUCAACGUGCAGAAUGGCGUGCUGAAAUCUCUCUCCUUCCUGUUUGAGUACAUCGGAGAGAUGGGCAAAGACUACAUCUACGCCGUCACACCGCUGCUGGAGGAUGCACUCAUGGACAGAGACCUAGUCCAUAGACAGACGGCGAGCGCGGUGGUCCAGCACAUGUCAUUGGGUGUCUACGGCUUCGGCUGUGAGGACUCUCUGAAUCACUUGUUGAACUACGUUUGGCCCAACGUGUUUGAGACGUCACCUCAUGUGAUCCAGGCCGUCAUGGGCGCUCUGGAGGGGCUGAGGGUCGCCAUCGGACCCUGUCGCAUGCUGCAAUACUGCUUACAGGGCCUGUUCCAUCCGGCCAGGAAGGUGCGAGACGUUUACUGGAAGAUCUACAACUCGAUCUACAUCGGCUCGCAGGACGCCCUCAUCGCUCACUACCCGCAGGUCAACAACGACGAGAAGAACAUCUACGUGCGCUACGAGCUCGAGUACUCUUUGUAAAUACGAUUUAAUACCCUUAAUUCUUUUCUCCUCCGCACUGUCGACUGAGUCAGGUUUUAGUUUUAGCUCAUUCAGCCCUUUUUUGACGCCACCUUCCCCGACCCUGAAACGAAAACAGCAUGAAAACUAGGAGAAACAAAAGAAAGGGACACUGUAGAGUCUGUAUGUAUUUUUUAUUUUUACUGUUUUUUGAGUGUCUCUGCGAGGAAAGGCUGAGGUCACACUGACCUCCAUUGAAGAUUACCGAGCAGUCGUCAUCACGAUGUUUUAAAUAUUUGGAUUAUGUUUUUCUUUUUUGUGUUCAGAUCAGCCUCAUGCUCCCUUCACACACACACACCCCUCCCUCAUUUCCUCUGUUCUCAUUAGGUUGCUUUAUUUAACCAAAUAAAAUGUUUGUGUAUAAAAGUCA